AGCUGCGGGAUAUCGGCCACUGAGUGGUCUGCACGCGUUCCCUCAUUUAAUACUCCCCGUCGUGAAAUAUAUGAGGACAAGAUGAAGCUCAUCAUCCUGGACAACUAUUCCCAGGCCAGUGAGUGGGCGGCCAAAUACAUCAGGAACCGCAUCAUCCAGUUUAACCCGGGGCCUGACAAGUACUUCACGCUGGGGCUCCCCACCGGGAGCACCCCACUUGGCUGCUACAAGAAGCUGAUUGAGUACUAUAAGAAUGGGGACCUGUCCUUUAAAUAUGUGAAGACCUUCAACAUGGAUGAGUAUGUGGGCCUUCCUCGAGACCACCCAGAGAGUUACCACUCCUUCAUGUGGAACAACUUCUUCAAGCACACUGACAUCCACCCGGAACACACCCACAUUCUGGAUGGGAACGUAGCCGACCUCCAGGCUGAGUGUGACGCCUUCGAGGAGAAGAUCAGGGCUGCAGGCGGGAUCGAGCUCUUUGUUGGAGGCAUCGGCCCCGAUGGACACAUUGCCUUCAAUGAGCCGGGCUCCAGUCUGGUGUCCAGGACCCGUGUCAAGACGCUGGCCAUGGACACCAUCCUGGCCAAUGCGAGGUUCUUCGAUGGAGAGCUGGCCAAGGUGCCCAUCAUGGCCCUGACGGUGGGCGUGGGCACUGUCAUGGACGCUAGAGAGGUGAUGAUCCUCAUCACAGGGGCCCACAAGGCCUUUGCUCUGUACAAGGCCAUCGAGGAGGGCGUGAACCACAUGUGGACCGUGUCUGCCUUCCAGCAGCAUCCGCGCACUGUGUUUGUGUGUGACGAAGAUGCCACCUUGGAGCUGAAAGUGAAGACUGUCAAGUACUUCAAAGGUUUAAUGCUUGUUCACAACAAGCUGGUGGACCCCUUGUACAGUAUCAAAGAGAAAGAAACUGAAAAAAGCCAGUCUUCUAAGAAACCAUACAGCGAUUAGCCUGUGCGGGGCCCUGGCAUCAAAUACCUCAUAGAGGCAGGCGGGUCUUUCUGGAAAUUGUCUUUAUAGCAGAACUGUAUUUCUUUAACUCAGUGUGGUUACUCCAGAUAAGUGGGUGAACUUACUGUUCUUAGCUAUGAGGCUAGGCGCUGAGUCAUGGACUUUAGCUACAGAGAGAAUGAUUUGCUGUAAUUUAAUCAGAAAAAGUAUCUGAAAAAUGUCCUCCGUCAUUUUGACUCUGCCAAGCCCAGGCUAGGGCUGUUUCACUGUUCUGCCACGGCUCCUGUUCACAGGUAUGACACACUUCACCGGGGGUUUCUGUUCUGCGUACACUGAUUCUCAGGGGAGGGUGUCAGGGGCUCAUGUCCGCUUCACUCCACUUCUCUGGGAGUCUUGAGGCCUCUCACAUAGGCCUGCUGCUUCCUUAGGAGUCACCAUUCCAGGCUAAGGCCCAGACUCUCAGUGUCUAAAGUGAGUGCAAAGUAGCCGACCCUCUGGUCAUAGCAGGUGCCCUGGAGAGACAACGGCCCACCCUUCUUUCUCUCUCACAGCCAGCCAGCCUUUCUGUGAACUGGGAGGAGUCCUUGGGGGAGGACUUGUGGGGGUGGGGCCAAAGAGGUGGCAUUUACUGAUAAAUCCAGAGCCCCCAGGGGCCCAGCCACUCCAGCUUCUGUCCCCCAGUGCCCUUCACCACCAGGAGGAGGAAGUGGAAGCUCUUUCUCCACUGAGGACUUGUGUGGCCCCUCUUUUACUACUCCCCAGUGAGCAGGAGGCCCCUGGGGCAACAGGUGCUGGCUCGGUCGCAGUGCUCAGCCUAGGCAAUGGGCUGGGCAUGCAGUUCAGGCGUGGCUUUAGUCGCAGCACACGAGUAUUGUGUCCCCCUGCUUCCUGGGAGUUAAGUGCCAAGAUGACACGUUGGAUGCCCCACUUACAACAUCCUGCUCUGCGGGUCCUCAGGCGUACUCAGAACAUCAGGAGAGACCACCUCUGCCCCUUUGUCCUCCCCCCUUGCUCCCAAGCUGUGUCGCUCUGCCUUCCUUUACUCUGAAGUCUGGUGGAGCCCAUGCCGCCACCUCCCUCGUUGUGCCUGUUUGAAGCGACUGUUUCUGGGAAUUAUCUUCCAGAGUCUGGCUCAGGCCUCUCUGUGAGGGCUGCGUUUGGUACCAGUGUUUUGUUUCUAGCUUUUAUACAUGAUUUUGCUGUCAUCCUGUUUUAAGCUAAUGGAUCAAGGGACUUGUUUACAAUGUGAUAUUUUCUAUUAAAUUCAAUAUUUUCCAUAA
Messenger RNA from Carlito syrichta (Philippine tarsier), 2231 nucleotides. RefSeq names its product glucosamine-6-phosphate deaminase 1 (gene GNPDA1). The transcript is spliced from 7 exons. Gene Ontology annotation, biological process: carbohydrate metabolic process; D-glucosamine catabolic process; N-acetylglucosamine catabolic process. The record is from RefSeq and is a predicted model, not a curated record. Gene Ontology annotation, molecular function: identical protein binding; glucosamine-6-phosphate deaminase activity. The coding region runs from base 82 to 951 and encodes 289 amino acids. NCBI's taxonomy places the organism in Eukaryota, Metazoa, Chordata, Mammalia, Primates, Tarsiidae. Gene Ontology annotation, cellular component: cytoplasm.